AGUCGGUCAGGGGGGCGAGUUGACCUGACAUCUGUUGCCAUCAAUAGCGCCCUCUAUAUCACGCGGCGCGUAAGUUCGAAUGUGCGGAUUCUACAGAUUCGGAUUGCACCGAAAUGUACACAAAACGAUCGUCAAGGAAUUCACCGAGAUCUUGACUCUCAAUUGAAAUCAUGAUAGCUUCAGAAUAUUCUUGACUCGUCAUACAUCAAAUCUGGAUAGUUUACUUUGUGGUACAGAUUUUUGAAAUUGGUGUUUUGGACGGCUUUUCGUCGAGUGUUUUGUCGAACAACGUCCGAAGUCCUCUUGCGUGCCUUACAAUGUGUCCCGUGUACGCGUGUGUAGGCUACAUCACGUAGGCUAUGUAUGUGCCCUGAACAUGCUGAUUGUGUGGAGGAACGUAUAGGCUAUUGCUGCUUUUCGAAGUUAUGCCAGUGCGUACAGUACAUCGUUUGCCUUCAAACUUGGAAUACAGAAUGACAUCUAGAUCCCUCAACAGUGGAAUGGGGGAGAGUAUAAAGGAUUACCAGGUAAUGAAUCUCCUUGGAAAAGGGGGUUUUGCCUGCGUGUACAGUGCCAAGGCCACAAACACUGGUCAAGAAGUGGCCAUCAAAAUGAUAGAUAAGAAGAUGAUGCAGGCAGCAGGCAUGGUGGGCAGGGUCAGGAACGAAGUGGAGAUUCAGUGUCAGCUCAAGCAUCCAUCCAUCUUGGAGCUCUACAGCUACUUUGAAGACAAUAACUAUGUUUACCUGGUACUGGAGAUGUGCCACAAUGGGGAAAUGAACCGUUACCUCAAGACCCACAACAAAGUUUUAACAGAGGAAGAAGCACGCCACUGUCUGAAGGAGAUUGUGCUUGGAAUGCUUUAUCUCCAUUCACACGGAAUACUACACCGAGACCUGACCCUGGCAAACAUACUGCUCACAAAGGAUAUGCACUGUAAAAUUGCCGAUUUUGGCCUUGCAGCAAAGCUGAACAUGCCCAAUGAGAAGCACUAUACCAUGUGUGGCACGCCCAACUACAUCUCACCUGAGAUAGCAACCCGUAGUGCCCAUGGCCUUGAGUCUGAUGUGUGGUCACUAGGGUGUAUGCUGUACACAUUCUUGGCCGGCCGGCCACCAUUUGAUACAGAGGCAGUGAAGAGCACACUGAACAAGGUUGUCCUGGCAGACUAUGUCAUGCCAGAGAAAAUAUCUGCUGAAGCCAAGGACCUCAUACUCAAACUUCUCAGAAAGAACCCAGAUGAAAGAAUCAGUCUCUCAGGUGUUCUGGACCACCCUUUCAUGACAAAGAGCCCCUUGAUCAAUCACCACAUGGUGCAAGAUGGCCAGACUGCCAAACAAAGGCACAUUGAGUCGUCAGUAGACAGUGGCCUUGCUACCAUGGCAACCCUCUCCACAGCAACAACCUUCCCCAGCCGUCUGUCUUCCCGUAGCCGACCGAUCAAAGCCUUGCCCCUUCCCAAUCUCACCCCACUGGUGUCGCAGGAAGAGGGGUUGGGUGGAACCAAGGGCCACGCCUCUGACUUUAACAGUUGCAGGGUACAGGAGGGGUACAGUGAGGCACGGUGGAGAGGGAACCAGUAUGACCGGCACCCGCCAUCACCGCCAGUCCGAGACAGAGCUGGCUUCAAGAAGAAUUCAGUGUGUGAUGACCAAUCAGGGUCUGUGUCAUCCACGACAUCCAGACAGAAUUCCUGCAUGGACAGCGUGGGCACAGAAGGAUACAAACACCAAUUACUGCAAGAUGCCAAAUCAAGUUAUCACAGUAAUCACCGUAGCCAGUCUGUGGACGGUAACAACAAAUCCUCAAGCUUCCUGGCCGGCGUGCACCAUUCUCAGCACUCGGAACUGUCGGACUGGACAGACGCGAGACAUCAUCGACAAGCAGUGCCAAACAGCAGCCAGCCAAACAGGACUCCACUCGCCACCCGCGAUGACAACGGGCACGAAUUUGGCAGGCAUAACAUGAAUGACAACCACUGGACCCAUGUAUCAGACUCCAGCAGAGAGCACAGGAGUGACAGGAGCAGCGUGGAUAAAUCAGACAGGUUCUGUGGGAAAAAAGGAAGCAAUUUCCGUAUCGGAAGUUCUGCUUUUGUUGGCAUGGGCAGCAAAGAACAUUCUGCUUCAGAAGAGCAACUGUUCCUGAGGAAGUCUUCUGAUCCCAAGCAAUCGGAAGAUGCAUAUAGAAACAAGGAAUACUAUAAGAAAAGAACAGGUGAUUUACAAACAGAACCAAUUGAGUAUAGAACAAAUAGCUUGGGAUCAAGAGACACCAAACAAGAUUCUGACGAAAAGAGAAUGAAGUGGGACUCCCACCAGUCACAUCAAGGUACCACAACUGGAGUGAAGAAUCAUCAAACAGACUGUUCCCCCGACCAGUCGGGAUGCUUGAUGUACGAUGCGGGGAAAGCCCGUCAUGCAAAGCACCGGAGGAAGGAAGAUAUCGAGAACACCAACUUGCAGAAGAGCCGACCCACGCCGUCCACCUCCUUGGGAGACAGCCACAGGAGGGAACAAAGCACAAGCGAGGUGAAACGGAGGCACACCCAGAAACAUGAGAAGAGGGAACAGAGGGAUGACAAUGAUGGGAAGAGCUUGGUUGAGUUGACAGCACCACUGAAUGCCCGUAGGUUGAGACCAAUCAGGCAGCGCACCAGGAAUGCCGUGGUGAGUAUACUUGACAGUGGUGAGGUUUGCUUGGAGUUUCUGAAGAGCAAAGAAGGCAGAGACCGAGUAGUUGAAGUCUGCAGGAUCUCAGAAGAUGGAAUGCAGAUCACCCUCUACCACCCGAACGGCGGCAAAGGUUUCCCCGUAGCGGACGCCCCUCCCUCCCCACCCCAGGACCACACAACCCUGUACACCUACCACGACCUGCCCACCAAGUACUGGAGGAAGUACCAGUAUGCUGCUAAGUUUGUGCAGCUGGUGCGCUCCAAGACGCCCAAGGUGACGCUGUACACCAAGGAGGCCAAGUGUAUGCUAAUGGAGAACUCGCCAGGGGCCGACUUCGAGGCCUGCUUCUAUGAAGGCACAAAGCUUCACCUCUUGGGACACACCCUCCAAAUCACUGAUUCCUGCAGCAAAGCCACCUCAGUUGAUGUGUCUGAUGGAUACCAGGCCAUCCCCGCUGACACUCAGACCAAGGUGGAUCACAUGCAUGAUGUGCACCGGCAGUGUCUGGAGCUGGAGGCAGCUAUUGCUGGGAUGGAGUCAGUCAAAGGUCACGGGCCCUACUUCCCCAUCAUCAUAUGCAGAAAGCCGACCUCAUCAGGUGCCUCUGUAAUGGCGGACAAGACCAUCCAGAAUUCUAAGCCUGGCGCUCCCCCUGUGACAACCGUGACCUCACCCAGUGUGCCACCCCCUGUGUCAGCAUCUGUAUGCUCCUACGAUGGCACAGUCUUCAGCAUGAAGAGUGAGGCACCAAAUACUGCCUUGUCAAAGCCAACCCACGGUUCCAAGGCUAGCAGUAAACGGGUAAGGGACUGCAGUCCCCCCAGCCAACAGAACAUCCUCAAGAGCACCUUUGUGCCCAACGUCGGCUGGGCGUCCCAGAUGGCCACGGGUGAGAUGUGGGUCCAGUACAAUGACGGCACCCAGAUCAUUGUCGGGGCGUCGGUGUUGUCGGUCAAGUUCAUCGAUGCGCAGGGAAAUAUCCUGCAGUACGGACCCACUGACAAACUGCCGGACAGCGUCAAGUCCAAACUGGCGCAGUUGUCUGCAAUCAUUGAAAUGUUUGUCAGCAAGUGAUGUCUACCUUAGAUCUAGCUGUCAAUUGUUAUUUUCUCAAAGAGAGACAACAAAGCCUUGAAUCCAGACUAAUGCACCCGGCUGGUCUGCAGCUACUGUUGAAAUGCCGGUCAAAUUAUGGAUAUCCUCUAAUUAAGUCGUACUUAACAAUUCCCACAGAUAGACGUCAAAUCUUUGAGGAACAUUAUUCAUCAGUUUACCAUGUGGUUUUGGAUGCGACAGAAUUAACAGUCUCAACAGUUUGUACCUGUUCAGUAGUAUCCAAUUUCUGAGUAUCCUCUUCCUUUAUAUUUUGGUCCAUGAACUGAAAUUCAUGGGUUGAUUCAUGACAAUAAGGAUAGCAGAAUUUAGAUCAAAUGUUAGACUUUGUAUCAUGUACAGUGGUUUGGGUUUUUUGUUUUUAACAAUUGGAGAUUUUAUGCGUAAACUACAGUUAUAUAUGUUUUCAUAUUGUGUUCAAUAAAAUGAGAAUAUAGUACAAACUUUGAAUCAUUGUACAUGCCAUUUAUAGAUAUAAAAAAAUAUCACUUAUUAAGAGCCUCUUAGAUUCAAACUUCAUUGUACAAAAGAGAGGGAUUAAAAUUUUAUUUGAAUCCUUUCCAGUACUGUGUGCCUCUGUGUGACCAUUUGACCUCUGUCAGAAAAGAAUUAAAUCUCUGUGCAGCCAAAUUUUGUUUGUGUGUUUGUACUCGAGUGUAAUUGGGUAUCAUUAAUAAUUUU
Messenger RNA from Acanthaster planci (crown-of-thorns starfish), 4469 nucleotides. Its product is annotated as serine/threonine-protein kinase PLK4-like. Lineage: Eukaryota; Metazoa; Echinodermata; Asteroidea; Valvatida; Acanthasteridae. The record is from RefSeq and is a predicted model, not a curated record. Gene Ontology annotation, molecular function: protein kinase activity; protein binding; ATP binding. Gene Ontology annotation, biological process: protein phosphorylation. Gene Ontology annotation, cellular component: nucleus.